UUGGUAGUAGCAGUUGUGUUUCUCGGUACGCUCUCUCCUCCGAAUUUACUAGUGAAUCUUCUUCAACGCGAGUAGGUUAAAGUUUGGGUUGCCUGGUUGGGGCUCGUGGGCUUUGCGGGACGCGUGUCGUGACGCGAGAGUAGGUGUUUUAAGUCCCACGCGGCGCCCCGGAUGAUGCUGUGCGCUACAGCCACUGAUUCUCCGGACUCGUCUCGUGAACGCGCCUAGAUUGAAAAGACCUUGCGGGUGUCAGACUCGACUUGCGCGACUUUUGCAGUGAUAUUUAACGGAAUGAAUCUCGCAAACACCUCUUAGUAGUGUCGAAAUCGUGGACCAGUGAACAAGUGAUCUCUCUCGGGACUUGCCGUGUGACUCGAAGUGUGUGCUAAGUAAGAAACAGUGAAAGAAGCAGGAAAAAAGUGAUACUUUUGCGGUGGAUUACCUCAUCAAUGAUCUGAGAAACUGCCUUGUGGUGCCAAGCAAUAAGUGCAAUAACAUCUGUGAUGAUUACAAGUGAUCUAGCGAUCAAUAAGUGCCAUUUCAUUUAGAAUAGCAUGUGAUCUUUGCUGACUGAGCGGCAAACGUGCAAUUGAGUGAAAAAAAAAAUUGUGAAAAUAAAAGUCAAUUGAAAAUUAAUAACGGUUCGUUGUGGUGCAAUCAGUCAAGAUGGGGUUAAACAAACGUAGCAAGGAACAAAAACUGAAGAGCCAGAGCUUAAUUGACUCUGAACGAGGGCAAGGUUCGGGAGUGAUCGGGAUAGAUCCUGGAGCUGGUAAUGUUUCCAGUGUGGAUACGUUCCAGCAAAGUUCUACGAACAGCAGUAGCAGCACUAGCAGGAUGCAGACAUCCAGUUCGACCAGCAGCUCAUCGAGUAAGCAGAUCGUGGAAGAAUCGAUCAGUGGCUCUCAGGGGACAAGUCAGAACCUUGGCCAGAAGAUGAGUGAAGUGCAUUCUAGUGGGUCUGUCAGUGCUAAAGAAUCGUCGAUCGUCAAAGGUCAAAAGGUCGGUGAAUCGAUUCAAACAUCUCAAAUUGGGUCAAAGCAAAUCGACAACAUAAUACAAGAAAUCAAAUACAUAGCCAGUGAUACGGUUGAUUCAACAAAACGCAUUUCAACGAUACAGCAAAGUAGUGACAGCUCGAAAAGUGACAAAGAGUUCCGUGAAGCCUUGACGAAUUUCGAUGAAGUUGCCAAGUCGGCCAUAUCAGACAUCCAAGGUUCUACCAAAGGCAAUAUCAGUGAAACAACGAGUGUCUCGUAUGGGUCAAACGUACAAAAAAGUGCCACCAGUGGUAAAAUUGUGCAAAGCAGCAGCAGCACCACUAGUUCGGCAUCAAACACCAGUGCCAUAAAACAGAAGCAAUCGUCUAAGACGGAGCUGUUGAGUAGUGAAAAAAUCGUUAGCUCAUCUAGUUCUUCACACGCUCACCAGUCAAGCAGUCAUUCAGUGAAAUCUAGCAACAUGUCCAGUUCACAUUCGACAUCCUCCAAAGGAUUUGAAACUGCAACAUUCCACGUCGAUAAUUCCGAUUCAAAGUUGCUGAAAAAGUCCGAUGAUCUACGCAAGGACUCGGUGCUAACAGUGAACAACCAUCAAUUAAAAGACUUAGGAAAUCAUUCCACAGUUCAGUCCAGUACAUUCCGUUCUGAUACUGCCGAUGGAGGAAAAAUGUUCUCCGACAGUCACAGCUACUCUAUGUCGGAGACCCAAGCUCCGACAACAGAAGUAUUCUACGAUUCCUCCGGAAAUAAAAUUACCUCGACCGAAUCAUCGUCGCAAUCGGCGCAAGGAUUUGCAUCUGCAUCAUUCCAGACCAGUGGCAGUGGUGGCCCAAUGGUAAUUUCAUCGGAUGACAAAUCCUCUUUGAAGUCAACCCUUCGCGAUACAAAUCAAUCAUCAGUCAGCACAUCGAAAAUGUCCUCCAGUAUUUCAUCUUCAACGGAGCGUGCUCAACAUUCUUCAAAACAUACAGAUUCCAGCACGAAUCUCAAUGUCGUCGAUUUGGCCAAUCAAAAACUUCAAGACACCCUGACAUACGGUAAAAACACUUCCAAAAUUUCUUCUACCAUGUCAUCUUCGGAGCAAAAAUCGAGCCUUCACACCGAUUCGAGCACCAAUCUGGCCAUCAUCGAUUCAACAACCCUGGACAAUUACAAACUUCAGGAUGUUUCACAGUCCCAGUCCAACAUGCUGACUAAAAACGCAUCAGCCCACACAAUCACCAGUCUAUCUUCAGCCCAUGACUCGCUGGCCAGCACAAUUCAAAGCUCCCAACUGGCCACCGAAUCAACGCAACAGACCCAAUCGCAUGCAGUUCAUGAGAAAUCUUCACACUUCGAGAAAUCCGACGAGUCCUCAACAUCCCGCCAGAAGGUGACCGAUUUCUACGAGCAACGCGAAGCCAACGCUGCGAUCUUCAAACGAAAAAUCUACGACGAGAAAGUCAAACGCCUCAACCUGAUCGACGAAAAAGUGGUCCCCCGGGAUGUCGUCAUCCAGGACAUUCAGGACGACGUGACCAAUGUGACCACGACCAGUUUCGAGGCCAAACUGUUCAACCCGAAAUCGAAACGCUGGGAACUGGUCGAUCAGAAAACGAUCCGGGAAAAGGACAUCACCGUGGCCAUCCCCGAAGAGAUUGUGCACGAGCUUGAGGUGGAGCGACCGGAACUGGCCAAUAUCACUACCACCAUUCAGCUGACCAAGGUUUAUGAUGCCAAAACCAAGCAGUGGAAAACGGUGGACCAGAAGAAGCACACCGAUGUGCUGGAGAAGAUCAGCUACUUGGAAGAGAGCAGAGGUCGCACAGAGCUUAACGAAUCGGAGCGGCUGAAGAACCUACAAUCUAUCGAUACGGUGGACAAGACCAUCAUCAGUGAAAUCCACGACCAGCGGAAACUGAACAAAACCGACAAAAUUGUGAAGGAGCAGUGCAUAUGUGAGAUCUGUACAUGUGGUCGUCACAAUUGUUUCAACUGUGGAGGCAGCGUUCAGAAAAUCAGUACAUCGACAAGAUUCGCAACCGAGAGUAAUUCAGAAAACUUUUAUCAGCAAGACACACUAAACGCAGAAAGCUCUUUCGUGAGGCGUCGCACGUGGACCAAAGAAGACGUCGAAGAGUACAAAAAUCGUGUGGAAUCUUCGACAAUCGAACGCAGCAGUACCGAGCAGAACGUUACCAAUCGUCGUUUGACAUGGACCAAGGAAGAUUUCGAAAAUCUAGAUCUUUCUAAACUGAAAGAAACGACCGUGGUUAUCGAACGUCAGAAACCUAUACGCCACGAGGAUAAUUUGCGACCCGAGGGUGAUUUCGUUCGACCAGAAAAAUUGCCCUACCAACCAGCAGAACGACCAAGGCAAGUUAGACCGGAGGAUAACCUAAGACCAGAAGGUUCAUUUGAAACUCCAGACAAGCCCAAAUAUCAACCUGGCGAGCGUCAGAAACCUAUACGCCACGAUGACAACCUUCGCCCUGAAGGGGACUUUGACCGCCCAGAAAAGACUCAAUUCCGACCAGCUGAACGACCUAAGCAAAUUAAACCGGAAGAUAACCUGAGACCCGAGGGAGCAUUCGAAACCCCCGAAAAACCAGGAUACAGACCUGGGGAAAGGCAAAAACCAAUACGACAUGAUGACAAUCUGCGACCUGAGGGUGAUUUUGAACGUCCAGAGAAACUACCAUUCAGACCAGCAGAAAGACCGAAACAGAUUCGCCCAGAGGAUAAUUUGCGGCCCGAGGGUUCGUUUGAGAGUCCCGAGAAACUGCGCUAUCAGCCUGGUGAAAGACAAAAACCAAUACGACAUGACGAUAAUCUUCGCCCAGAAGGAGAUUUUGAUCGACCUGAAAAAAGUCCCUUCCAACCUGCUGAACGUCCGAAGCAAAUACGUCCAGAGGAUAACCUUAGACCGGAGGGAUCUUUCACUAAACAGGACAAACCAAAGUAUCAACCUGGAGAACGACAAAAGCCUAUUCGUCAUGAUGAUAAUCUACGUCCAGAAGGUGAUUUCGAAAGACCUGAAAAGACUACAUUCCAGCCUGCGGAGCGUCCUAAGCAAGUGCGUCCUGAAGACAAUCUAAGGCCUGAAGGUACUUUUGAAACACCCGAAAGGCCAAGAUAUCAGCCAGGAGAGAGGCAGAAGCCUAUUCGACACGAUGAUAAUCUUCGGCCGGAAGGUGAGUUUGAUAGACCAGUAUCGACUCCGUUCCGGCCGGCUGAAAGACCUAAACAAGUCAAACCUGAAGAUAACCUUAGACCAGAAGGCUCUUUUGAAUCACCCGAAAAACCUAAAUAUCAGCCGGGUGAAAGGCAAAAACCAAUUCGUCAUGAUGAUAAUUUGAGACCCGAAGGUGAUUUUGAACGUCCCGAAAAGGCUCCAUUCCAACCAGCUGAACGUCCUAAACAAGUACGUCCAGAAGAUAAUCUUCGACCGGAAGGAUCUUUCGAAACCCCCGAUAAACCAAAGUAUCAACCUGGAGAAAGACAAAAACCUAUCCGCCAUGAUGAUAACUUACGUCCUGAAGGUGACUUUGAACGUCCCGAAAAAGUUCCAUUCAAACCAGCUGAGCGACCGAAACAAAUUCGCCCAGAAGAUAACCUCAGACCCGAGGGAUCGUUUGAGUCACCGGAAAAGCAAGUGUUUGUAGCAGCAGAACGCCCGAAACAGAUACGACCGCAAGAUAACUUGAAACCAGAAGGCGAGUUUGAAAGACCCCGUCAUGUAACGUUUGGUGCCGUUGAACGGUCUCAAAUCAUAAGGCAUGAGGAUAAUUUGUUCCUUGAAGGAUCUUUCGAACGAACUGAAAAGCAGGUCUUCGUUGCUGGUGAACGACCAAAACCAAUCAUACCUGGAGAUAAUUUGAGGCCCGAAGGAGAGUUUACGGUUCCGGAAAGAACACAGUACAAACCGAGUGACAGACAGAAACCAAUUCGUCAUGACGAUAAUCUACGUCCAGAGGGAGAUUUUGAACGGCCCGAGAAAACGCAAUUCAGGCCAGCAGAACGGCCAAAGCAAAUUCGUCCGGAGGAUAAUCUUCGCCCGGAAGGAUCAUUCGAAACGCCCGAUAAACCUAAAUACCAACCUGGAGAAAGACAGAAACCGAUUCGUCAUGAUGACAAUUUACGGCCGGAAGGAGAAUUUGAACGUCCCGAGAAAUCUCCGUUUCGACCAGCAGAGCGUCCGAAACAAAUUCGUCCCGAAGAUAAUCUUAGACCUGAGGGAUCAUUUGAAACGCCUGAAAAGCCCCGUUACGACCCUGGUGAAAGGCAGAAACCGAUUCGCCAUGACGACAAUCUACGGCCAGAAGGUGAUUUCGUGCGUCCAGAGAAGACUCAAUUCAGGCCAGCGGAACGUCCGAAGCAAGUCCGUCCGGAAGACAAUCUGAGGCAAGAAGGUGAAUUUACCACACCUGAAAAAUCCAAGUUUGUUCCUGCUGAAAGACCGAAACAGGUUCGACCACAAGAUAACCUCAAGCCUGAGGGAGAGUUUGAGAGGCCACAAUCGGUAGUGGUAGGAACUUUCGAAAGAUCGCAGAUGGUUAGACAUGAAGACAAUCUUCGAAUGGAAGGUAACUUUGAAAGAGUUGAAAAACAUGUAUACAUAGCUGGCGAACGAUCGAAGCCAAUCAGACAUGAUGACAACCUUCGCCCUGAGGGUGGAUUUGAACGUCCCGAAAAAGCUCAAUUCCAACCAGCCGACCGUCCCAAACAAGUGCGUCCAGAGGACAAUCUCCGCCCAGAAGGAUCAUUUGAAACUCCAGAAAAACCUAAAUAUCAACCAGGAGAAAGACAGAAACCUAUCCGCCAUGACGAUAAUCUUCGUCCUGAGGGUGAUUUUGAACGUCCAGAGAAAUCUCCGUUCCGACCAGCUGAACGUCGGGAGCAAGUUCGCCCAGAAGAUAAUCUUAGACCAGAAGGAACGUUUGAAACUCCGGAAAAACAAAGAUAUCAACCUGGCGAGCGACAAAAACCAAUACGUCAUGAUGACAAUCUUCGACCGGAGGGAGACUUUGAGCGUCCCGAGAAGUCUCCAUUCCGACCAGCUGAGCGUCCGAAGCAGGUUCGUCCGGAAGAUAACCUGCGUCCAGAAGGAUCGUUUGAAACUCCAGAGAAACCAAGAUACCAACCGGGUGAAAGACAAAAGCCGAUUCGUCAUGACGAUAAUCUACGCCCUGAAGGUGACUUCGAGCGUCCAGAAAAAUCUCCGUUCCGCCCAGCUGAGCGUCGGGAGCAAGUUCGCCCAGAAGAUAAUCUCAAACCUGAAGGAACGUUUGAAACCCCUGAAAAACCCAGAUACCAACCGGGUGAAAGACAGAAGCCUAUUCGACAUGACGAUAAUCUACGUCCUGAAGGUGACUUUGAACGUCCAGAGAAAUCUCCGUUCCGACCAGCUGAGCGACCAAAACAAGUUCGCCCGGAGGACAAUCUUCGCCCAGAAGGAACAUUCGAAACGCCAGAUAAACCCAGAUACCAACCUGGCGAGAGACAAAAACCAAUCCGUCAUGAUGAUAAUCUCAGACCUGAAGGUGAUUUUGAGCGUCCAGAAAAAUCUCCGUUCCGACCAGCUGAGCGUCGAGAACAAGUACGUCCGGAGGACAAUCUCCGCCCAGAAGGAUCAUUUGAAACUCCGGAAAAACAAAGGUAUCAACCAGGUGAGAGACAGAAACCUAUACGCCAUGAUGAUAAUCUUCGCCCUGAAGGUGACUUCGAGCGUCCUGAAAAAUCUCCGUUCCGCCCAGCUGAGCGGCGAGAACAAGUUCGUCCAGAAGAUAAUCUUAGACCAGAAGGGACAUUUCAAACUCCUGAAAAACAAAAAUAUCAACCAGGCGAGAGACAAAAACCAAUUCGUCCCGAUGAUAAUCUUCGUCCUGAGGGUGAUUUUGAACGUCCGGAAAAAUCCCCAUUCCGACCAGCCGAGCGUCCUAAACAGAUUCGACCAGAAGACAAUCUUCGCCCUGAAGGAACAUUCGAUGCACCAGAGAAACCCAGGUAUCAACCUGGCGAGCGACAGAAACCUAUCCGUCAUGACGAUAAUCUUCGCCCUGAAGGUGACUUCGAGCGCCCUGAAAAAUCCACAUUCCGACCAGCUGAACGACGAGAACAAGUUCGUCCAGAGGACAACCUCAGACCUGAGGGAACAUUCGAGACUCCUGAAAAACAAAAGUACCAACCAGGCGAGAGACAAAAACCAAUUCGUCAUGAUGACAACCUUCGCCCUGAAGGUGACUUUGAACGCCCUGAAAAAUCUCCAUUCCGACCGGCCGAACGACGAGAACAGGUACGUCCUGAAGACAAUCUCAGACCGGAAGGAACGUUCGAAGCUCCCAAAAAGCCUAUAUAUCAACCAGGGGAGAGACAGAAACCAAUACGUCAUGAUGACAAUCUUCGACCUGAAGGUGACUUUGAACGUCCUGAGAAAUCUCCAUUCCGACCAGCUGAGCGACCAAAACAAGUUCGCCCGGAGGACAAUCUCCGCCCAGAAGGAACAUUUGAAACUCCUGAAAAACAAAGGUAUCAACCAGGUGAGAGACAGAAACCUAUACGUCAUGAUGAUAAUCUUCGCCCUGAAGGUGAUUUCGAGCGUCCUGAGAAAUCUCCGUUUCGACCAGCUGAACGACGAGAACAAGUUCGUCCAGAGGACAACCUCAGACCUGAGGGAACAUUCGAGACUCCUGAAAAACAAAAGUACCAACCAGGCGAGAGACAAAAACCAAUUCGUCAUGAUGACAACCUUCGCCCUGAAGGUGACUUUGAACGCCCUGAAAAAUCUCCAUUCCGACCGGCCGAACGACGAGAACAGGUACGUCCUGAAGACAAUCUCAGACCGGAAGGAACGUUCGAAGCUCCCAAAAAGCCUAUAUAUCAACCAGGGGAGAGACAGAAACCAAUACGUCAUGAUGACAAUCUUCGACCUGAAGGUGACUUUGAACGUCCUGAGAAAUCUCCAUUCCGACCAGCUGAGCGACCAAAACAAGUUCGCCCGGAGGACAAUCUCCGCCCAGAAGGAACAUUUGAAACUCCUGAAAAACAAAGGUAUCAACCAGGUGAGAGACAGAAACCUAUACGUCAUGAUGAUAAUCUUCGCCCUGAAGGUGAUUUCGAGCGUCCUGAGAAAUCUCCGUUUCGACCAGCUGAACGGCGAGAGCAAGUUCGUCCAGAAGAUAAUCUUAAACCUGAAGGGACAUUUCAAACUCCUGAAAAACAAAAGUAUCAACCAGGCGAGAGACAAAAACCAAUUCGUCAUGAUGACAACCUUCGCCCUGAAGGUGACUUCGAACGCCCUGAAAAAUCUCCUUUCCGACCUGCUGAACGACGAGAACAGGUACGUCCUGAAGACAAUCUCAGACCGGAAGGAACAUUCGAAGCUCCCGAAAAGCCUAGAUAUCAACCAGGGGAGAGACAGAAACCUAUCCGCCACGACGAUAAUCUACGCCCUGAAGGUGACUUUGAACGUCCUGAAAAAUCUCCAUUCCGACCAGCUGAGCGACCAAAACAAGUUCGCCCGGAAGAUAAUCUUCGCCAAGAGGGAUCAUUUGAAACUCCUGAAAAGCCUAGAUACCAACCUGGUGAGAGACAGAAACCAAUUCGUCAUGACGAUAAUCUUCGACCAGAGGGAGACUUUGAGCGCCCAGAGAAAUCUCCGUUCCGACCAGCUGAGCGUCGAGAACAAGUACGUCCGGAAGAUAACUUGCGCCCAGAAGGAACAUUUGAAACUCCAGAAAAACAGAAGUAUCAACCUGGUGAGAGACAAAAACCAAUUCGUCCCGAUGAUAAUCUUCGCCCUGAAGGUGACUUUGAGCGUCCUGAAAAAUCUCCAUUCCGACCAGCUGAGCGUCCGAAACAAAUUCGCCCGGAGGACAAUCUCCGUCCAGAAGGAACAUUUGAUACACCAGAGAAACCCAGAUACCAACCAGGUGAAAGACAGAAACCAAUUCGUCAUGAUGACAACCUUCGUCCUGAAGGUGACUUCGAGCGACCUGGAAAAUCUCCGUUCCGACCAGCUGAACGUCGAGAGCAGGUUCGCCCGGAGGAUAAUCUCCGCCCUGAAGGAACUUUUGAAGCUCCCGAAAAACCUAAAUAUCAGCCUGGUGAGAGGCAAAAACCAAUUCGUCAUGAUGAUAAUCUUCGACCUGAAGGAGAUUUCCAGCGUCCUGAAAAGGUCACAUUCAAACCUGCUGAGAGACCAAAGCAAGUGAAACCAGAAGACAAUCUUCGACCUGAAGGUGCGUUCGAGUCCCCUGAAAAACCGAAGUUUGUUCCAGCUGAAAGACCGAAACAAAUAAGGCCUCAGGAUAAUCUCAAACCCGAAGGUGAAUUUGAGAGACCUCAAGUUCAAACUGUGGGCAUUGCAGAAAAGUCAAAAAUAAUAAAACAUGAAGAUAAUCUGUACCUUGAGGGAUCCUUUGAAAGAACAGAGAAACAUAUCUAUGUUGCUGGAGAACGUUCCAAACAAAUUCGACAUGAUGAUAACCUCCGUCCUGAAGGAGAUUUCGAAAGACCGGAGAAAACGGUAUUCCAGCCAGCAGAACGACCCAAGCAGAUCAAACCUGAAGAUAAUCUCAAAUCCGAAGGCACAUUUGAAACUCCUGAGAAGCCUAGAUAUCAACCAGGUGAAAGGCAGAAACCAAUUCGUCACGACGACAACUUACGCCCGGAGGGUGAAUUUGAACGCCCUGAAAAAGCACCUUUCCGCCCGGCGGAGCGACCCAAACAGGUUCGACCGGAGGACAAUCUCAAACCAGAAGGGUCAUUCGAGUCUCCUCAAAAGCCAACAUACCAGCCAGGUGAAAGACAAAAACCUAUUCGACAUGAUGAUAAUCUUCGACCUGAAGGAGAUUUCGAGCGUCCUGAAAAGAGACCGUUCCGUCCAGCCGAGCGACCCAAGCAAGUGCGACCGGAAGAUAAUCUGAAACAGGAAGGAGAGUUUGAAUCACCUGAAAAACCGAAAUUUGUUCCCGCCGAACGACCCAAGCAGAUCAAACCCCAGGAUAAUCUCAAACCUGAAGGAGAUUUUGACAGACCACAGCCAGCAGUUAUAGGUACAGUGGAAAGAUCAAAGAUAAUCAAACAUGAAGACAAUCUGUUUCUGGAAGGUAGUUUUGAGAGAACUGAAAAGCAUGUCUACAUAGCCGGAGAUCGACCCAAACCAAUUCGUCAUGAUGACAAUUUGAGACCAGAAGGAGAUUUCACGACUCCCGACAAGCCGAAAUAUUUACCAGGUGAAAGACAAAAACCAAUUCGUCCCGAUGACAACCUUCGGCCAGAAGGUGAUUUCGAUCGUCCGGAGAAAACGCCUUUCAAACCUGCUGAGCGACCCAAGCAAAUAAGACCAGAAGACAAUUUGCGCCAAGAAGGACAAUUCACAUCACCAGAGAAACCGACAUAUCAGCCAGGAGAACGACAGAAACCCAUUCGCCAUGAUGACAAUCUACGACCGGAAGGAGACUUUGAUCGCCCAGAAAAAGCACCGUUCAGGCCAGCCGAACGUCCGAAACAAGUUCGACAUGAAGACAAUCUUAAGCCGGAAGGCUCAUUUGAUACCCCGGAUAAGCCGAAAUAUCAACCAGGAGAAAGACAAAAACCGAUCCGACCUGAUGAUAACCUGCGCCCUGAAGGUGGAUUCGAUCGUCCGGAGAAAACCGUUUUCAGACCAGCUGAACGUCCCAAGCAAGUUAAACCAGAAGACAAUCUCAGACCGGAGGGAGCUUUCAUAUCUCCGGAGAAACCUCGAUAUCAGCCUGGUGAACGACAGAAACCCAUCCGGCAUGAUGAUAAUUUGCGUCCUGAAGGUGACUUUGAACGACCAGAACGUAGUCAGUUUAGGCCCGCGGAGAGACCUAAACAAGUGAAACCCGAGGACAAUCUCAGAACCGAAGGUCAUUUCGAAACUCCUGAGAAACCCAAAUUUGUCCCUGCAGAACGUCCGAAACAAGUUAAGCCGGAAGACAAUCUGAGAACGGAAGGAAGAUUUGAAGCUCCAGAAAAACCUAAAUAUACUCCGGGAGAAAGACAAAAACCCAUCCGCCACGAUGAUAAUCUCCGACCGGAAGGAGAAUUCGAAAAGGUUACCAAGCCAACGUUCAAGCCAGCUGAGCGGCCAAAACAGGUCAAACCCAAAGAUAAUUUGCAUAUGGAAGGUGAUUAUCAAUCUUUGAAGGAGUACAAUGAGUUGAAGCAACGCAAGGAAACCGAAUUGAAAGAGGUGCAUGAAAAUGGAAUCUUAGAUGGAGCGGUUUUAGUGACAACGCAAACUGUUACCACGAUUCUCAAGGGUGAUAAACCAAAAGCUACCGGGAAAGUCGUUACAAUGUCCGAAAAGGAAAGUCGGGAUGUACAAUCACAUGUCGCUGAACAUCGAACCGAGAAGCUAUCGACCACGACUUCAAACGUAGAAUCAAGUUCAGUGCACAAAUCAGUUGAAGGAUAUCAUCAGAAACAGUCCUCUCAUGACAUGAUCAAUACACAAAAUGUACGGCAAUCGGUAUCUGGCAGCUCAAUGCAAGGGUUCAAUCAAACUCACUCGUCUCAACAUGCAAUUGACUCUAGGACAUUACAAAAUGUUGACCAUUCUUCAAAGCACUUGGUAUCUUCAGAUCUUCAAUCAAGCAAAUCAACUGUGUCAAAAUCAUCGUCAAAUGUAGCAUACUUCGAAGAUUCGCACCAAAGCAGCUCCCAACGAAAUACGACUAAUAGUCAGCAUGGGCAAUAUUCUUCAACCCAUGGAAAAUCGCAUUCCAAGGUAUCUACCAUACAUCAGUCAGGAGGUUCAAUCAACGAUGUUUUCCAGCAUUCGUCACAACACGAGCCUCAGAUAAGUUCACAUGAACAUGUAACGGCUAAAUCGGUCUCAUCGGCAACAAAUAAAAUAAUUAUCGACGGUAAAACUGUAACCGAUAAAACGUUGAUCCAACAGUCGGGAAUGGAGAAGAAAAUCGAGGACGGUAUGGUUAAAAUAGACACUAAAUACAAACAAAAUCAUGCCACUGGAUAUGAUGAGCAUUCUCAGUUGACUGCCAAGGGUGAAAUGAUAACGAAUGAAACUCAUGGCAGGAAGCAAACAGGGACUCUUCGCGAUGCAAGAAAUAACAUAAUUCAUGACAGUUCUAACGCGGUGCACAGUAAUCGUCAUGCAGUGAAUGGAACAACAUCCCAGGUAAAAAAGCUAGUCGGAGGAAAGUGGGUAACUAAAACUGUUAGCACGGAAAACAUAAGCAAAAAUCAUGAUUCAACGGCACACAUUGCCGAGACAGGAAGUACUAAGCAGGAAGUGGCUGGUACAAGAACAAGUACAAGUUCUCAGCAAACUAGUUCGUCGAAAACCAGCACGUCACAGACAACAAAAUUGAUAGGUGGAAAGAUAGUUCAUGUCAAAUCAAACAACGAGGCAGAAACAAGAACUCAAACACAGCCAAGUAAAACGCAGCGUCGCGGUAGUUCUAGCAUCGUCUUGGGUGAUGAACGAACGAGUUCGUCCUCGCAAACACACUCGUCUUCUACCAGAAUUGUCGGUGGUAAAUUGGUACACGUAUCUGCAGGAGACAGUGCCAAUCAAAUGUCAACUCAGAAUGGCAGUCAUACCAAAUCAUCAAGCAAUAUUGUAAACACUGUAUCUGAUAGAAGUAAUACGCAGUCGAUGAAAACAGAAAGCACAAGCUCGAUGCAAACUGAAUCGAAGAAAAUGACACAAUCAAUGGAAUCAUCCAGCCAUCAAACGAGUGCCAGUGACAAACAUUUCAAUCGCAAGAGUACCUUCUCAUCCGAGAAUGCGAAUAAUUCAAUUCUCUGUCGUCCAAAUCAAACUAACGUGCAACCUGCUAGCCCUGGCAUUUGCAUCUCAGGAUCUAUUCAGCGAAAAAGUAUCUCUAAUCUGAACGACAGUGCGAUGUAUGCAACGUCAGCCACUAAUCGUACCAGUUAUAGUUCCUUGCAUCGUCGAGAGAAAGAAUCCGCAGACGCUAGGAUGCAAACAUAUGUGAAAACACUGGAAUCAGGUACUAUAACAAACCGUGGCAAGGUGCAACCAUGUGCUCCGCCUACACUUACUACGAGUUCCAACAUGAGCAGUAGUACAAGCAGCAAUGUGAUCGGGCAACACUCGAGCAGUCAGAGCUCAUCUAAAAUUCUUCGAGAUUACCAUUCGGCCCUGAACGUAACCAAAAGUUCGACGAAGGCCAACGCAUCCAGUAUUUCGUUCGGGGACGAUAACAAAUUCCACGGCACCAGUUCGUACAAGACCCAAUACUUGCAGCAGAACGAUGGACGAUGCCCAGCUCAUGCCUUAAACGAUACCUUCAAGGUGUCGAAGGUCACCAAGCAGCAUACGUACUAUUUGCACGACAGACGAUGAACGCGCAGCUAUAGACAACCAACUUUCAUUAACCUACCAUAUAAAUUCAGUGCUUGCGAGAGAAACCAGCUUACGAUUUUCUUUUAACAACGAAAUACUUUGAAAUAAACUAAACAAAACGAUUGUUGCUUUUAUUGGUAUAUUAUAAAACUGUUAUUGCUACGCAUUAAAAACAAUGGAAUUAAAAUAAAGGCUCUUAUAUUGCAAAAA
Messenger RNA from Uranotaenia lowii, 13554 nucleotides. It is a transcript of the gene Sdb, whose product is annotated as titin. Gene Ontology annotation, molecular function: microtubule binding. Gene Ontology annotation, cellular component: axonemal microtubule; centriole; sperm flagellum. Lineage: Eukaryota; Metazoa; Arthropoda; Insecta; Diptera; Culicidae. The coding region runs from base 667 to 13344 and encodes 4225 amino acids. Gene Ontology annotation, biological process: microtubule anchoring. The record is from RefSeq and is a predicted model, not a curated record. The transcript is spliced from 5 exons.